GCAAGAUGGCUGAAGUGAAGCUUGUUGUGAUAGUUUCAGCGUUUGUUGUUUUGGUGUCUGCUCUGCCCUCCUUCGCCACUUUCCUGGGUCCAACGCAACGAAAAGUCAGUCCAUUACUGUUGGAGGAGCAGGUAAUAUGGCUUGCCGGCGGGGGCCAGGGCGGCGUGAGUUCGUACCGGAUCCCGCUGCUGUCCCGCACGCCAAGAGGUCACCUGGUCGCCGUGUGUGAAGCCAGGAAGUACAAUGCUGGUGAUGCCGGGGAAAAAUUCCUGGCCAUCCGCAGGUCAGAGGAUAAAGGUAUGACAUGGCAGCCUCUAGGAUAUGUGUUAGAUGACGGCACCUACUUUGACGGUAUCGGGCUGGGCUCAAUUCUCGUGGACGAAGAGACAGCAACCAUGUUUAUCUUCUACUCCCACUGCCCGCACUUCGAGAAGUGCACGUUUUCCACGACGUACGUGGUGAACAGUACAGACGAUGGGAAAACCUGGGGACAGCCGGUGAACAUCACAGGCAUGAUUGGCAUGCACGGCAGGGAGUUUGAAACAGGACCGGGGUUUGGCAUACAGAAAAAGCAUGCUCCCUACCAAGGCCGUUUGGUCACAUGUGGCCACUCACAUCCAAAACACGGCAGGAUGGUCAGUUGUGCCUACAGCGAUGACCACGGGAGAACGUGGGCUGCCGGACAGGCGCUACUGUCUAUUCCCUUCACCGGCAAGCAUGAAGUUGGAGACUUUGUCCCUGGAGAGACAGAGCUUGUAGAACUACCAGACGGCUCCAUAGUGAUCAACGCCAGGAACCAGUACCACUACCACUGUCGCUGCCGUAUCGUGUUCCGCAGUUUUGAUGGCGGCGAGACGUUUCCCUUGCAGCACCUGUACUUUGAUGAGACCCUGGUGGACUCUGCGGUGGCUGCUGGGCUGUACUACCACGACGGAGUCAUGUUUUUCAGUAAUCCGGCCAAUGACAAGUCAAGAGAGGACAUGACUCUACGUUGGAGUUACGACAAUGGCACAACCUGGGCUGGGUCGUACCAAGUCUGGCCUAAUGCUGCAGCCUACUCCACCCUCAUGAUGCUUCAUACAGACACUGAGGACAGUAAAUACAUCUAUCUUCUGUACGAGAAGGGACAGAAAAAUGCCUACUCCACCAUCUCUCUGGCAAAAAUCAGUAUAUAUGGAGAGCUAUGAUGAAUGUUGUCCUUUAAUCGUUGUUAGUGUGAGAAUA
Messenger RNA from Branchiostoma belcheri (Belcher's lancelet), 1224 nucleotides. Its product is annotated as sialidase-1-like. The record is from RefSeq and is a predicted model, not a curated record. The transcript is spliced from 6 exons. The coding region runs from base 6 to 1187 and encodes 393 amino acids. Lineage: Eukaryota; Metazoa; Chordata; Leptocardii; Amphioxiformes; Branchiostomatidae. Gene Ontology annotation, molecular function: exo-alpha-sialidase activity. Gene Ontology annotation, biological process: oligosaccharide catabolic process; ganglioside catabolic process. Gene Ontology annotation, cellular component: membrane; cytoplasm; lysosome.